Nematocida parisii ERTm1 is the source of this 349-nucleotide messenger RNA. RefSeq lists its product as uncharacterized. Gene Ontology annotation, molecular function: structural constituent of ribosome. Gene Ontology annotation, biological process: cytoplasmic translational elongation. The transcript has a single exon. Gene Ontology annotation, cellular component: cytosolic large ribosomal subunit. Lineage: Eukaryota; Fungi; Microsporidia. The coding region runs from base 1 to 303 and encodes 100 amino acids. The record is from RefSeq and is a predicted model, not a curated record.
AUGGAUUGUUUAUUAGCAUACAGAUUAGUAGAACUCGCCAACGCAAAGAAGCCAGAAGCAAGUGAAAUAGCAAAAGUCAUUGAAAUCGCAGGAGGAAACGCAGAUGCAGCAAAGAUACAGGCACUUCUUAAGUCAUUCGAGGGAAAGAACUCUGAUGAACUUAUUGCACAGGGAGCAUCUAUGCUCCAGUCCGCAGCACCAGUAGCAGCAGCAGGAGCAUCAUCAGCAGCAGCAGCAGAGACUAAGGUAGUAGAGGAAGAAAGCGAAGAAGAGAGCUCAGGAGACAUGGACCUCUUUGGUUAAGCAACAAUCUUCUAGAUUUACUAUCAGAAAUAAAUUAUAUUUCCAG